This is a messenger RNA of Psilocybe cubensis, 417 nucleotides long. RefSeq lists its product as uncharacterized. The record is from RefSeq and is a predicted model, not a curated record. NCBI's taxonomy places the organism in Eukaryota, Fungi, Basidiomycota, Agaricomycetes, Agaricales, Agrocybaceae. The transcript has 7 exons. Gene Ontology annotation, biological process: mitochondrial respiratory chain complex I assembly. Bases 1 to 417 code for a protein of 138 amino acids.
AUGGCGUCAGGAUUCGGCUGGGGCGGAGGCCGUUCGCGGUGCUUUACUUAUUGGCAAGAGAUCCAGAAAUGUUACGCCGUGGCGGACCAUCCCGCCGAGUGCAAAGCGCAAGGCGCGGAUUACCUAGAAUGCCUGGAUAACCGCAAAGAGAUCAAACGCGCACAAACAAUCGCCGCCGAACACGCCCGCCAACUGCAACACCGCGCACACGAGUCGCACAAGGCAUCAUCCAUCGCCUCGAGCGGCGCUAUUGCCUCUGUCGGUAUUAUCCAGCGCGAUGGCAGCGGUGGUGGUGGGGAGGGGAAGGAGGAGACAGGGACGGACGGGGAAGGGAACGAGAACGGGACGGAGUCCCUCACUCUGAGAUAUCCAAACACGUUUUCAAACGGAAUUGUGAAUGCGAAAUGCGAAAUGUGA